CCAAAUAAAAGUGCCCAGCAUAGCAUGCUGUCAUAGACAUCCUCCUGUUUACAUUUUUGGUGAUCGAUGGAUGAAAAUUUGACUUAUUAACAUCCGUGAAAUCCCUCUGCGGCAUUUGUGGACUGUCUUGCUGGGCUCUUUCAGAUGAGAGCCUCAGCUGAAGCCAUCUGAGUUGGCUGGGAGAGGCAGGAUUGACAGGUCGCUCUUCCCUCCAAGAAUCUCCAAGGCCUGCCCUUUGGUUGGAAGAUGUCGGUCCUCGCUACCCUGUUUAAGUAUGUGGAUGAAAAUCAGGAUCGCUACAUCAAGAAGCUUGCGGAAUGGGUGGCCAUCCAGAGCGUAUCUGCGUGGCCCGAGAAGAGAGGGGAAAUCAAAAAGAUGAUGGAAGUGGCCGCUGCGGAUAUCAAGCAGUUGGGCGGCUCCGUGGAACUGGUGGAUAUUGGAAAACAGAAGCUCCCCGAUGGCUCAGAGAUACCACUUCCUCCCAUUUUACUUGGCAAGCUGGGCUCCGACCCCCAGAAGAAGACAGUGUGCAUCUACGGCCACCUGGACGUGCAGCCGGCAGCCCUGGAGGAUGGCUGGGACAGUGAGCCCUUCACCCUGGUGGAGCGAGACGGCAAACUGUACGGGAGAGGUUCGACUGAUGACAAGGGGCCAGUGGCCGGCUGGAUGAAUGCCCUGGAAGCCUUUCAGAAAACAAGUCAAGAAAUCCCUGUUAACAUCCGAUUCUGUCUGGAGGGCAUGGAGGAGUCGGGCUCCGAGGGCCUGGAUGAGCUGAUUUUUGCCCAAAAGGACACCUUCUUUAAAGACGUGGACUACGUCUGCAUUUCUGACAACUACUGGCUGGGGAAGAAGAAGCCCUGCAUCACCUACGGCCUCAGGGGCAUCUGCUACUUUUUCAUCGAGGUGGAAUGCAGUGACAAAGACCUGCACUCUGGGGUGUACGGGGGCUCAGUGCACGAGGCCAUGACGGAUCUCAUUACGCUGAUGGGCUGCUUGGUGGACAGGAAGGGGAAGAUCCUCAUCCCCGGCAUCAGCGAGGCUGUGGCACCUGUGACGGAGGAGGAGCUGAAGCUCUACGACCAGAUUGACUUUGACCUGGAGGAGUACGCCAAGGACGUGGGAGCACAAACCCUGCUGCACAGCUGCAAGAAAGACAUCCUGAUGCACAGAUGGCGGUACCCGUCCCUCUCCCUCCACGGGAUCGAAGGUGCCUUCUCCGGCUCAGGGGCCAAGACCGUGAUUCCUAGGAAAGUGGUUGGCAAGUUCUCCAUCAGGCUCGUGCCCAACAUGGCUCCUGAGGUUGUCAGCGAGCAGGUUACAAAGUACUUGACAAAGAAGUUUGCUGAACUGCAGAGCCCCAACAAAUUCAAGGUGUACAUGGGCCAUGGCGGGAAGCCCUGGGUGUCUGACUUCAACCACCCUCAUUACAUGGCUGGGAGAAGAGCCCUGAAAACAGUGUUUGGUGUUGAGCCGGACUUAACCAGGGAAGGUGGCAGUAUUCCUGUGACUUUGACUUUUCAGGAGGCCACAGGCAAGAAUGUCAUGCUGUUGCCCGUGGGGUCCGCUGAUGAUGGCGCCCACUCCCAGAAUGAAAAGCUCAACAGGCACAACUACAUAGAAGGAACCAAAAUGCUGGCUGCGUAUCUGUAUGAAGUGUCUCAGCUGAAGAACUGAGAGGCCCCGUGUCCUAUGGAGCACCUCUGAAGGCACCCGCCCUCCACCUGCACCCUCUCUGAUCGCUCCAGAAAGCAGUCUGUCUUCCUCCUCUCUUGUCAGACCACACACACACAUCCAGGAAUGGACACAGGAGCACCAGCCUGUCCCUGAAUGACAUGACCUACACUGGGCAGUUACACACGUUCAGUCCUGGGGUAUCAGUGACCCCGAAUGUCAGCUGAAUUCUCCGAGAUGCUCAGCAUGGCUUCGUCUCCAGGACUCACAACAAGAGUUCUUCUGUAGAAGGUUGUGGUUGACAUCUAGUCAGACUAAACAGAGGCCUUGCUGAUCCUGGCCCUACCUCUGCCUCUGAUUCAGGGUCGGGCACACGGAUUAUCUAGGUGGGGCAUAGGACGAGUGAGGGCCUCCCUUUCUGGUCCCUUGCUGCCCUGUGGUUCUGUCCUUUACUGAACACUGUAACUCUCCUGUCUUCUUGCUAACCCUCCAAACCUGAACCUAACUGGAAGGAUCAUGUAGUCUGUCUGUGCCAAUGAAUAAAAAGUACAAAUGGA
Eptesicus fuscus (big brown bat) is the source of this 2228-nucleotide messenger RNA. It is a transcript of the gene CNDP2, whose product is annotated as carnosine dipeptidase 2. The coding region runs from base 247 to 1674 and encodes 475 amino acids. The record is from RefSeq and is a predicted model, not a curated record. Gene Ontology annotation, biological process: proteolysis. Gene Ontology annotation, molecular function: metallodipeptidase activity. NCBI's taxonomy places the organism in Eukaryota, Metazoa, Chordata, Mammalia, Chiroptera, Vespertilionidae. The transcript has 12 exons. Gene Ontology annotation, cellular component: cytosol.